Molecule: messenger RNA, 27649 nt
Organism: Lutra lutra (Eurasian river otter)
Lineage: Eukaryota; Metazoa; Chordata; Mammalia; Carnivora; Mustelidae
Gene: SYNE1
Product: spectrin repeat containing nuclear envelope protein 1
Cellular component (GO): membrane
Molecular function (GO): protein binding
Source: RefSeq, a predicted model, not a curated record
UCGCCGAGCAGCUGGGCGCAGGAGUGAGCGAGCGCGCGAGCGGCCCGGGGGAGCGCGGCUGCGGCUCUGCCGCGGGCAGGGAGCCGGCCGGCGCGUCGUACUCCGUAACCAGGGCGGCCCGGCUCCCCGCAGCCCUGCAAGUCGAGCCAGAGCUCCCGGAGCCCGCCGCCGGCCGUGCGCUCGCUUCGCUGCCGGGAACCUGGACGAGCCCGGGAGAGUGAAGGUACCUGAGUUCACUUAACAGAACAGUCUAAAAAUAAAAGAAGGAAAAGAAAAGGGGGUCCAGUCUUUGGAAGUGCUGACCCCUCGCUCGCUGCUGCAAGUGCGUGGGAUUCACGUGCAACCCUAUAGAUCCAGGGAGGCCGGGCAUGUUUCCCUGAGUGGUGUGCUGCGCCUGCGCCCUGGGGGAAGAGUCUCUGGUCAGGGUUUCAUGCUGCAGGAAGCACCAUGGCAGCUUCUAGGACGGCCUCACGGUCUCCUCGGGACAUUGCCAACGUGAUGCAAAGACUGCAAGAUGAGCAAGAGAUAGUACAAAAACGUACUUUCACAAAAUGGAUCAAUUCUCAUCUGGCCAAGCGGAAACCCCCACUGGCGGUAGAUGAUCUUUUUGAAGACAUGAAAGAUGGUGUUAAGCUGCUUGCUCUUCUGGAGGUUCUCUCUGGGCAGAAACUGCCUUGUGAACAAGGACGCCGUAUGAAGCGAAUCCAUGCUGUGGCCAAUAUUGGCACGGCACUCAAGUUCCUUGAAGGAAGGAAGUCCAUGUACAGAGGAUCACCGAUUAAAUUAGUCAACAUUAACUCCACUGAUAUAGCUGACGGCCGACCAUCAAUAGUUCUCGGAUUGAUGUGGACCAUUAUUCUAUAUUUCCAGAUUGAGGAGUUGACCAGCAACCUGCCGCAGCUGCAGUCUUUGUCAGGAAGCACAUCCUCUGUGGACAGCAUGGUUAGUGCUGAGACCGCCAGCCCCCCAAGUAAACGGAAAGUGGCCACCCAGAUCCAAGGAAAUGCCAAGAAGGCUCUCUUAAAGUGGGUUCAGUACACAGUAGCCAAGCAGACAGGAAUCGAAGUAAAAGACUUUGGGCGGAGCUGGAGGAGUGGGGUUGCCUUUCAUUCCAUCAUCCACGCCAUUCGACCGGAAUUAGUGGACUUGGAGAGAGUGAAAGGGAGACCUAACCGGGAAAACCUGGCGGAGGCUUUCACUAUUGCUGAAACAGAACUAGGAAUCCCGAGACUGCUGGAUCCUGAAGAUGUUGAUGUGGAUAAACCAGAUGAGAAGUCUAUUAUGACAUAUGUAGCCCAGUUUCUGAAACAUUACCCUGACAUCCACAAUACUGGCACUGAUGGGCAAGAGAAUGAUGAAAUACUUCCAGGUUUUCCAUCUUUUGCAAAUUCUAUCCAAAUUGUUAAGAGAGAAGACAGGCCAAUUUUGAAGGAAACAAAAGUUUGGAUAGAACAAUUUGAAAGAGAUUUGACAAGGGCACAGAUGAUGGAAUCAAAUUUGCAAGAUAAAUAUCAGUCAUUUAAGCACUUCAGAGUUCAAUAUGAAUUAAAAAGGAAACAGAUUGAACAUUUAAUACAACCUGUACAUAGAGACGGUAAACUGUCACUUGACCAAGCAUUGGUAAAACAAUCCUGGGACAGAGUGUCCUCCAGGCUCUUUGAUUGGCAUAUACAGCUUGAUAAAUCUCUCCCUGCACCUCUGGGCACCAUAGGUGCUUGGUUAUACAGAGCAGAGGUGGCCUUGAGAGAGGAAAUUACCAUUCAGCAGGUCCAUGAGGAAACGGCCAACACAAUACAACGGAAACGUGAGCAACACAAGGAUCUGCUUCAAAACACAGAUGCUCACAAAAGAGCAUUCCAUGAUAUCUACCGGACCAGGUCUGUUAACGGGAUCCCAGUGCCGCCUGAUCAGUUAGAGGACAUGGCCGAGAGGUUUCAUUUUGUUUCCUCCACAUCAGAGCUGCACUUAAUGAAAAUGGAAUUUCUAGAAUUAAAGUACCGUCUGCUCUCACUGCUGGUUCUUGCAGAGUCAAAGCUGAAAUCUUGGAUCAUCAAGUAUGGGAGGAGAGAGUCAGUGGAGCUGCUUCUGCAAAACUACAUCUCUUUUAUAGAAAAUACCAAGUUCUUUGAACAGUAUGAAGUGACAUACCAGAUCUUGAAACAGACAGCAGAGAUGUACAUCCAAGCUGACGGGUCAGUGGAAGAAGCCGAGAAUGUGAUGAAAUUCAUGAACGAAACCACGGCCCAGUGGCGGAACCUUUCAGUAGAAGUCAGGAGCGUGCGGAGCAUGCUGGAGGAAGUAAUUGCUAACUGGGAUCGAUAUGGCAACACGGUGGCCAGUCUUCAGGCCUGGCUAGAGGAUGCAGAGAAAAUGCUAAAUCAGUCAGAGCAUGCCAAAAAGGAUUUUUUCCGAAAUUUGCCUCACUGGAUACAGCAGCAUGCUGCCAUGAAUGAUGCGGGCAAUUUCCUAAUUGAAACAUGCGAUGAGAUGGUUUCCCGUGAUCUUAAACAGCAGUUACUAUUGCUGAAUGGGAGAUGGAGGGAGUUGUUCAUGGAAGUCAAGCAAUAUGCUCGGGCUGAUGAAAUGGACAGAAUGAAGAAGGAGUACACAGACUGUGUGACCGCCCUGUCCGAUUUUGCAACUGAAGCCCUUAAGAAAAUGUCUGAACCCUUAGAAGUCUCUUUUCUUAAUGUCAAGUUAUUAAUUCAAGACUUGGAGGACAUUGAGCAGAGGGUACCUGUAAUGGAUGCUCAGUACAAGAUGAGUACCAAGACUGCACACCUCAUUACCAAAGAGAGCUCCCAAGAAGAAGCUAAUGAAAUGUUUGCAACCAUGUCUAGGCUCAAGGAACAGCUAACCAAGGUCAAAGAAGGUCACUCUCCACUCCUUUAUGAGUCUCGACAGCUGUCGAUCCCAUUGGAAGAAUUAGAAAAGCAGAUGACAUUCUUUUAUGAAUCACUUGGGAAAAUCAAUGAAAUCUUAACAGUUCUUGAGCAUGAGGCACAAUCUAGUGCUCUUUUUAAACAGAAACAACAGGAGCUGUCAGCUUGUCAAGAAAGCUGUAAGAAAACCAUGACACACAUUGAGAAAGGCAGUCAAAAUGUUCAAAAAUUUGUGACCUUGAGCAGCGUGCUAAAGCAUUUUGAUCAGACAAAGCUACACAGACAGAUCGCAGACGCCCAUGGUGCUUUCCAGAAUAUGGUGAAGAAAAUUGGAGACUGGAAGAAACAUGUGGAAACCAAUAGUCGCUUGAUGAAGAAAUUUGAGGAGUCUCGAGCAGAGCUGGAGAAGGUGCUCCGGAUGGCACAGGAAGGUCUGGAGGAGAAGGGAAACCCGGAGGACCUCCUGAAGAGACAUACCGAAUUUUUCAGUCAGCUGGAUCAGAGAGUGCUCAAUGCUUUCCUGAAAGCUUGUGACGAGCUCACCGACAUUCUCCCUGAGCAGGAGCAGCAGGGUCUGCAGGAAGCCAUUAGAAAGCUCCAUAAACAGUGGAAGGAUCUUCAAGGAGAAGCCCCAUAUCAUUUGCUUCAUCUGAAGAUUGGUGUGGAGAAGAAUAGGUUCUUAGCUUCUAUAGAAGAAUGCAGAACUGAGCUGGAUCGGGAGACCAAGCUGGUGCCCCAGGAAGGCAGUGAAAAGAUCAUUAAAGAACACAGGAUUUUCUUCAGUGACAAAGGUCCUCAUCAUCUUUGUGAGAAAAGGCUACAGCUUAUUGAAGAACUGUGUCUGAAACUCCCAGUCCGGGACCCGGUAAGGAACACACCUGAAACCUGUCAUGCAACUCUCAGAGAGCUCAGAGCUGCCAUCGAUGUCACCUACAUGAAGCUCGUGGAAGACCCAGACAAGUGGAAGGACUACACUAGCAGAAUUUCUGAGUUCUCAUCUUGGAUAACUGCAAAGGAGACACAGUUGAAAGCGUUUAAGAGUAAACCCUUAGAUACUGCCAACCACGGAGAGGUUAAACGUGCUGUAGAGGAGAUCAGGAAUGGUGUUACCACAAAGGGCGAGACUCUCAACUGGCUGAAAUCCAGGCUUAAAAUUUUAAUUGAAGUUUCUUCUGAGAAUGAAGCCCAAAAGCAAGGAGACGAGCUGGCAAAAUUAUCUGGUUCUUUCAAGGCUCUCACAGCUUUGUUGUCGGAGGUUGAAAAGAUGUUAAACAACUUUGGGGACUGUGUCCAGUACAAAGAAAUGGUGCAAAGUUCCCUUGAAGACUUAAUUUCUGGCUCUAAAGAAGUCCAGGAGCAGGCGGAGAAGAUCCUGGACACGGAAAACCUGUUUGAAGCACAGCAGUUACUUCUCCAUCACCAGCAAAAGACAAAGAGGAUUUCUGCAAAGAAGAGAGAUGUGCAGCAGCAGAUAGCGCAGGCUCAGCAGGGAGAAGGUGGGCUGCCCGGCCAGGCCCGGGAGGAGCUGCGGAAGCUGGAGAGCACCCUGGACAACAUGGAGCACAGCAGGGAGAAGCAGGAGCGCCGCAUCCAGGUCACAUUAAGAAAAUGGGAGCGAUUUGAAACAAACAAAGAGACAGUGGUCAGAUACCUUUUUCAAACAGGUUCCAGCCAUGAGCGCUUUUUGAGUUUUAGCAGUUUGGAAAGUUUAUCUUCAGAACUGGAACAGACAAAGGAGUUUUCUAAACGAACAGAAGGUAUUACAGUCCAGGCUGAAAAUCUUGUGAAAGAAGCUUCUGAGAUACCCCUUGGGCCCAAGAAUAAGCAGCUGCUUCAGCAGCAGGCUAAGUCAAUCAAAGAGCAAGUCAAAAAAUUAGAAGACACACUUGAAGAAGAUAUUAAAACCAUGGAAAUGGUGAAAAACAAGUGGGAUCAUUUUGGCAAUAAUUUUGAGACCCUGUCCGUCUGGAUAACUGAGAAAGAAAAAGAACUCAAUGCCUUGGAAACUUCGUCAUCUACCAUGGACAUGCAAAUCCACCAGAUCAAGGUCACAAUUCAGGAAAUAGAAAGCAAGAUCAGCAGCAUUACAGAACUAGAAGAAGCAGCUCAGUCUUUUGCUCAGUUUGUGACCACUGGAGAAUCUGCUCGAAUCAAAGCGAAGCUGACACAAAUAAGAAGGUACUGGGAGGAGCUCCGGGAGCAUGCACAGUGUUUGGAAGGAACAAUCCUGGGACAUUUAUCUCAGCAGCAAAAGUUUGAAGAGAAUCUUAGAAAGAUCCAGAAGUCUGUGUCUGAAUUUGAAGAUAAACUUGCUGAUCCACUAAAAAUAUGUUCUUCAGCCACAGAAACAUACAAAGUCCUCCAAGAACAUAUGGAUCUCUGCCAAGCCCUGGAGGCACUGAGUAGUGUGGUGGCCACUACCUCAGCCAGCGCCCAGAAGGUGGCUAACAGAGGUUCCUCCGUCCAGGAGGCAGUGGCCCUGCAGCGGAGGUAUGAGGAGACAUGGACUCAGGCCAAGGAGAGGCAGACAGUGCUGGAGACCCUGCUGGCCCACUGGCAGAGGCUGGAAAAAGAAUUAUCAACCUUUUUAACUUGGUUAGAGCGGUGUGAAGAAAUAGCCAGUUCCCCAGAAAUGGACAUUUCUGCAGACAGAGUCAAGGUGGAGAGUGAACUUCAGUCAAUACAGGCACUGCAAAAUGAAGUUGUAUCCCGGGCCUCGAUCUAUAGCAGCCUUUUGCAACUGAAGGAAUCACUAUUCUCAGUGGCCUCCAAAGAUGAUGUGAAAACAAUGAAAGUACAUUUGGAACAGUUGGAUGAGAGAUGGAGAGAUUUGCCACAGAUAAUUAACAAAAGGAUUACUUUUCUUCAGUCCGCGGUUGCUGAGCACCAGCAAUUUGAUGAACUGCUGCUUUCCUUUUCUGUCUGGAUUAAGCUGUUUCUCAGUGAAUUACAAACUACUUCAGAGAUAAGCAUAACGGACCAUCAAGCAGCAUUUACUCGGCACAAGGACCACACGGCAGAAGUCGAGAGUAAGAAGGGAGAACUGCACAGUCUACGGGAUCACCUAGUCAAGCUGGGUGCCCUGGGUCGAGCCGAGAACCUCCCCCUCCUCCAGGGCAAGGCAGAGGACUGCUUCCAGCUGUUCGAGGAGGCCAGCCAGGUCGUAGAAAGGCGACAGCUUGCCCUGUCCCAGUUGGCGGAAUUCCUGCAGAGCCACGCCUCGCUGUCCGGGGUUCUCCACCGGCUGAGACACACGGUGGAAACAACCCAAAGUAUGAAUAGGAAACAGACUGAUUUAUUAGAAAAGGACUUAAAUCAUGCGAUUCAAGAUGCUAAAGCGCUGGAAUCCGCGGCCAUCAGCCUUGACAGCGUUCUGGCCAAAGCUCAGUACCAUCUUAAAAGCGGAAAUUCUGAGCAAAGGACUUCCUGCCGGACGACAACUGAUCACCUCUGUUCUGAAUUAGAGCGAAUCCAGAACCUUCUGGGAAUGAAGCAGAGCGAAGCAGAUGCCCUGGCAGUACUGAAGAAAGCAUUCCAAGACCAGAAAGAGGAGUUGCUGAGAAGCAUCGAGGACAUUGAAGAAAGGACAGACAAAGAGAGACUGAAGGAGCUUACCCGGCAGGCUCUUCAGCAGAGAUUGAGAGUCUUUAAUCAGUUAGAAGAUGAAUUGAAUUCUCAUGAGCAUGAACUAUGUUGGCUGAAAGACAAAGCUAAACAAAUUGCCCAGAAAGAUGUAGCCUUUGCAUCUGAAGUCGAUAGGGAGGUAAACCGCUUAGAGGUUACCUGGGAUGAUACCAAAAAACUAAUUCAUGAAAACCAGGGUCAGUGCUGUGGACUUAUUGACUUAAUGAGGGAAUAUCAGAACUUGAAGUCGGCUGUAUCUAAAGUCCUAGAAAAUGCCAGCAAUGUGAUUGCAACCAGAAAUACUAUAAAAGAUCAGGAGGAUCUUAGAUGGGCUUUAUCCAAGCAUGAAACCGUCAAGAAUGAAAUGUGUAAUAAACAGAAAGAAUUGGAUAAUUUUACCAGUAAAGGAAAACAGUUGUUAUCCGAGCUGAAAAAAAUUCACAGUAGUGAUUUCAUCUUGGUGAAAACAGACAUGGAGAGCACUGUGGACAGAUGGCUGGAUAUGUCAGAGAAAAUUGAGGAAAACAUGGAUAGGCUGAGGGUAAGCCUGACCAUUUGGGCUGAUGUACUUUCAAGUAAAGAGGAAAUCGAUGGAUGGUCCAAUAGUUCCGUUCCACAGUUGGCUGAAAGCAUCAGCCACCUGAAUAACAGCGUCAGAGCAGAAGAAGUCCUUAAGGAAUUUGAGUCUGAAGUUAAAAACAAAGCCUUGAGACUGGAAGAACUUCACUGCAAAGUUAAUGAUCUUAAAGAAUUAACUAAAAAUCCAGAAACUCCACCAGAUCUUCAGUUUAUAGAAGCAGACCUAAGGCAGAAACUGGAGCAUGCCAAAGAAAUCACUGAAGAAGCCAAAGGAACCUUGAAAGAUUUCACUGCUCAGAGUACCCAGGUGGAGAAAUUUAUUAAUGACUUGACGAGCUGGCUAGCAAAAGUAGAGGAGUCACUGAUGAACUGUGCCCAGACUAAGACAUGGGAAGGGCUGAGAAAAGUAAAGGAGAUACAAAAGGAACUUCAAAGUCAGCAAAGCAACAUCAGCUCUACCCAAGAAAAUCUCAACAGUUUGUGCCGCAAAUACCAUUCUGUUGAGUUGGAGAGCCUGGGCAGUGCUCUGACGGGACUCAUAAAGAACCACGAAGCUGUGAGCCAGUUGUGCUCCAAGACACAGGCCAGCCUGCAGGAUUCUCUGGAGAAGCACUUCAGUGAGUCUAUGCAGGAAUUCCAAGAGUGGUUUUCUGGAAUAAAAGCAGCAGCAAAGGAAUCAUCUGAUCGAACUGGCGAUAGCAAAGUUCUAGAGGCAAAGCUCCAUGAUCUUCAGAACAUUCUGGACUCGAUCAGUGAUGGACAGAGCAAGCUUGAUGCUGUGACUCAAGAAGGACAAACUUUGUACGCACAUGUGUCUAAACAAAUCGUCAGCAGCAUUCAGGAGCAAAUUACAAAGGCUAAUGAAGAAUUCCAGGCAUUUCUGAAGCAAUGUCUGAGGGACAAGCAGGCUCUUCAAGACUGUGCUUUAGAACUUGGGAGCUUUGAGGAUCAGCAUAGAAAACUGAACUUAUGGAUCCAUGAGAUGGAUGAAAGGCUAAGUACAGAAAACUUAGGAGAGAGUAAACAGCACAUUCCUGAGAAGAAGAAUGAAGUCCAUAAAGUUGAAAUGUUUCUAGGAGAGCUACUGGCUGCAAGAGAAUCUCUGGAUAAGCUUUCCCAGAGAGGGCAGCUUCUCAGUGAAGAAGGCCACGGCGCUGGGAAGGAAGGACGCCUCUGCUCCCAGCUCCUCACAAACUACCAGAACUUACUCAGAAUGACCAAGGAGAGACUGCGGAGCUGCCAGAUGGCCCUGCAGGAGCACGAGGCCUUGGAGGAAGCCCUGCAGAGCAUGUGGUCCUGGGUGAAGGGCAUUCAGGACAGACUGGCCGCGGCAGAAAGCACCGUUGGGAGCAAAGACACCCUGGAAAAGCGGCUGCUACAGAUACAGGAUAUUCUCCUGAUGAAAGGUGAAGGAGAAGUGAAGUUGAAUAUGGCCAUUGGCAAAGGGGAACAGGCCUUGAGAAGUAGCAACAGACAAGGUCAGAAGGUGAUUCAGACCCAGCUACAGACUCUGAAAGACGUGUGGGCUGACAUCAUGAGCUCCUCCGUCCACGCUCAGAGCACUUUGGAGGCUGUGAUUGGCAAAUGGAAUGACUACCUAGAGUGGAAACACCAGCUGGAGCAGUGGCUGGAAUCGGUGGAUCAGAAAGUAGAGCAGCCCUUGCAGCUGCAGCCCGGCCUGAAGGAGAAGUUUUCCCUCCUGGACCACUUCCAGUCCAUCGUGUCUGAGGCGGAGGAGCACGCCGGAGCCCUGCAGAGUCUUGCCUCAAAAUCCAGGGAGCUCUACCAGAAGACAGAGGAUGAGUCUUUCAAGGAAGCAGCUCAAGAGGACCUGAAAACACAGUUUAAUGAUAUAAUCACUGUUUCCAAGGAGAAGAUGAGGAAAGUGGAGGAGAUUGUGAAAGAUCACCUCAUGUAUUUAGACGCAGUCCAGGAAUUCACGGAUUGGCUCCACUCGGCAAAGGAAGAACUUCACCGGUGGUCGGAUAUGUCUGGAGACUCAUCAGCCACCCAGAAGAAAUUAUCUAAAAUCAAGGAGCUGAUGGAUUCCAGAGAGAUCGGUGCAGGCCGCCUAAGCAGAGUGGAGUCGCUGGCUCCGGCAGUGAAACAGAACACAAGUGCCAGUGGGUGUGAGCUCGUGGACACGGAGAUGCAGGCCCUGCGCGCCGACUGGAAGCAGUGGGAAGACAGCGUGCUCGGGACGCAGACCAGCCUGGAGAACCUGGUGAGCCAAAUGGCCCUUUCGGAGCAGGAGUUCUCGGGCCAGGUGGCUCACCUGGAGCAGGCGCUGGGGCAGUUCAGUGCCCUUCUGACAACGUGGGCCCAGCAGUUAGCCCUCCUGGAAGGCAAGAACACGGAUCAGGAGAUAGUGGAAUGCUGGCAGAAAGGACAAGAGAUACUGGAUGCCCUACAAAAGUCAGAGCCUAACAGAGAUCUUAAAUCUCAGCUGAAUGAACUUUGUCGAUUUUCCAGAGAUCUGAGUACAUACAGUGGAAGAGUUUCUGGCUUGAUUAAAGAAUAUAACUGUCUUUGUUUGCAAGCAUCCAAGGGCUGUCAGAAUAGAGAACAGAUUUUACAGCAGCGAUUUCGAAGAGCCUUCAAGGAUUUCCAGCAGUGGUUGGUGAAUGCAAAAAUCACUACCGCCAAAUGUUUUGAUAUACCUCAAAGUAUUAGUGAAGUGUCAGCAAGUCUUCAGAAAUACAAGGAAUUUUUGUCAGAAAGUGAAAAUGGACAACACAAGCUAAACACGAUGCUGUCGAAAGGAGAACUUUUGAGUACUGUGUUGCCAAAGAGAAAGCUGAGGGCCAUCCAGUCCAAAAUUGCAUCUGCAAAAGAAGAUUGGAAAAAUUUUCAUUCAAAUCUCCACCAGAAGGAAUCUGCCUUAGAGAAUCUAAAGAUCCAAAUGAAGGACUUUGAAGUAAGUGCUGAGCCUGUGCAGGACUGGCUGAGCAAAACUGAGAAGCUGGUGCAGGAAAGCAGCAAUCGCCUGUAUGAUCUUCCGGCAAAGAGGAGGGAACAGCAGAAGCUCCAGUCUGUCCUUGAGGAAAUAAACUGCUACGAGCCUCAGCUCAACAGGCUAAGAGAGAAGGCUCAGCAGCUGUGGGAAGGACAAGCUGCCAGCAAGAGCUUUAUGCACAGAGUGUCGCAGCUGUCUGCUCAGUAUCUAGCUCUAAGCAAUUUAACAAAGGAGAAAGUGUCAAGAUUGGAUAGAAUUGUUGCAGAACACAGUCAGUUCUCCCUCGGGAUUAAAGAGCUACAAGACUGGCUGACGGAUGCCGUUCACAUGCUGGACUCCUACUGUCACCCAACAUCCGACAAGAGUGUGCUGGACAGCAGGAUGCUUAAGCUGGAGGCUCUAUUAUCAGUGAAACAGGAAAAAGAGAUCCAGAUGAAAAUGAUAGUGACCAGAGGGGAGUCUGUCCUGCAGAAUACCUCUCUGGAAGGCAUUCCCGCUCUCCAGCAGCAGCUGCAGAGUGUGAAGGAUAUGUGGGCUUCCCUUUCGUCCGCAGCAAUUCGCUGUAAGAGUCAACUCGAAGGAGCUCUUUCUAAGUGGACAAGUUAUCAGGAUGACGUUCGGCAGUUUUCCAGCUGGAUGGACAGUGUGGAAGCCGGCCUCAAUGAAUCUGAAAGGCAGUACGCGGAGCUGCACGAGAAAACCACCGCUCUGGGGAAAGCCAAGUUACUAAGUGAAGAAGUGCUGAGUUACAGCAGCUUGCUGGAGACCAUUGAACUCAAAGGGGCUGGCAUGACUGAACACUAUGUCACCCAGUUAGAAUUCCAGGACCUUCAGGAGCGAUACAGAGCAAUCAAAGAAAGAGCCAAGGAAGCAGUAACCAGGUCUGAAAAGCUAGUUCGCCUGCACCAAGAGUACCAGAGAGACCUAAAAGCAUUUGAAGUUUGGCUGGGGCAAGAACAAGACAAGCUUGACCAACAUUCCGUCCUUGAAGGCGAUGCUGACAGUCACGAGACAACAUUGCGGGAUCUUCAGGAGCUGCAGGUGUGUUGUGCAGAGGGGCAGGCCCUGUUGAAUUCGGCGCUGCACGCCAGAGAGGAGGUGAUACCGUCGGGCAUUCCCCAGACCGAGGACCGGGCUUUAGAGUCUCUCCGGCAGGACUGGCAGGCCUACCAGCAGAGACUGUCGGAGACCCGGACUCAGUUCAAUAAUGUAGUCAACAAAUUGAGGCUCAUGGAACAAAAGUAUCAGCAAGUAGAUAAGGGGCUCAAAGUGCUGGAGAGCAAAAUAAGUGUCAGGACAGGACGUCAGUCCAGCCGGGCGGCCAAGGAGAUGCAGUUACAUCAGAUGAAGAAGUGCCAUGAAGAAGUCACCGCAUACAAAGACGAAGUUGAGGAAGUGGGAGCCAGAGCUCAGGAGAUGCUGGAUGAGAGCCACGGGAGCAGCCGAGUGGGCUGCCAGGCCACCCAGCUGACUUCCAGAUACCAGGCCCUUCUUCUUCAAGUGCUGGAACAAAUAAAAUUCUUGGAGGAAGAGAUUCAGAGUUUGGAGGAAUCAGAAUUAUCCCUUAGUUCCUAUUCUGAGUGGUACAGCUCUACUCAUAAAAACUUCAAGAAUGUAGCCACCAAAAUUGACAGGGUAGAUAAAGCGAUGAUGGGGAAAAAAAUGAAGAUGUUGGAGGGUUUGCUAAAAGACAUGGAGAAAGGCCAUGGUUUGCUGAAGUCAGCCCGAGAGAAAGGAGAGAGGGCUCUCAAAUACUUGGAGGACGGCGAGGCAGAGACAUUAAGGAAAGAGAUCCAGGAGCACAUGGAGCAGUUGAAGGAACUGACCAGUGCUGUCCGGAAAGAGCACCUGACUCUGGAGAAAGGCCUUCUCUUGGGAAAGGAGUUCUCAGAUAAAUACAAAGCACUAACUCAGUGGAUAUCAGAAUAUCAAGAGAUCCUACACGCUCCCGAAGAACCCAAAAUGGAAUUAUAUGAGAAAAAAGCUCAGUUAUCAAAAUAUAAGUCACUUCAGCAAGUGGUGCUGUCCCAUGAGCCCUCCGUCAGAUCAGUGAGAGAGAAGGGGGAGGCUCUCCUGGAGCUCGUGCAGGACGUCACUUUAAAGGAUGAAAUAGAUAAGCUUCAAGGUGAUUACAAGGACCUCUGUGGUGCAGGGAAGGAGCACGUCUGCAGCCUCGAGGCGAAAGUCAGAGACCACGAAGAUUAUAACAGUGAGCUCCAAGAAGUAGAGAAGUGGCUGCUGCAGAUGUCGGGCAGACUGGUGGCGCCUGACCUCAUGGAGACGAGCAGUCUUGAGACAAUUACCCAGCAACUGGCCCACCACAAGGCAAUGAUGGAAGACAUUGCUGGCUUUGAAGACCGUUUGAACAACCUUAAAAUUAAAGGUGACAAUUUGAUCAGCCAGUGUGCAGACCACCUUCAAGCAAAACUAAAACAAAAUGUGCAUGGUCAUCUGCAGGGCACAAGGGACAGUUACUCAGCUAUCUGCAGUACAGCUCAGAGGGUGUACCAGAGUUUGGAACAUGAACUUCAGAAGCACGUUAGCCGACAGGACACGGUGCAGCAGUGCCAGGCCUGGCUGUCUGCCAUCCAGCCAGAUCUACAGCCAAGCCAGCAUCCACCUCUUAGCAGGGCAGAAGCCGUGAAGCAGGUCAAACACUUCAGAGCUUUGCAGGAACAGGCAAGGACUUACUUGGAUCUCCUUUGCUCCAUGUGUGACUUGUCAAACUCUUCAGUGAAAGCCACAGCAAAAGACAUUCAACAAACAGAGCAAAUGAUUGAACAAAGACUUGCCCAGGCACAGAACUUGACUCAGGGCUGGGGAGAGAUCAAGCACAUGAAGGCUGAGCUUUGGAUUUACCUCCAGGAUGCAGAUCAGCAACUACAGAAUAUGAAGAGGAGACACUCAGAACUGGAGCUCAACAUUGCACAGAACAUGGUUUCCCAAGUGAAGGAUUUUGUUAAGAAGCUACAGUGCAAACAGGCAUCCGUGACCGCUAUUACAGAAAGGGUGAAUAAGUUAACCAAGAAUCAGGAGUCUCCUGAACACAAGGAAAUAAGUCACUUAAAUGACCAGUGGUUAGAUCUGUGUCAUCAGUCGAACAAUCUGUGCUUGCAAAGGGAAGAGGAUCUUCAGAGAACGAGAAAUUACCAUGACUGUAUGAAUGUUGUCGAAGUGUUCUUAGAAAAAUUUACUACAGAAUGGGAUAACUUAGCCAGAUCCGAUGCAGAGAGUACAGCUGUCCAUCUAGAAGCUUUGAAAAAGUUAGCCCUAGCACUGCAGGAGAGAAAGCAGGCUAUCGAGGAUCUGAAAGAUCAAAAGCAAAAAAUGAUAGAACACCUGAACUUAGAUGACAAAGAAUUAGUCAAAGAGCAGACCAGUCACCUUGAACAACGUUGGUUUCAGCUCGAGGACCUUGUGAAAAGGAAAAUCCAAGUGUCAGUCACCAACCUGGAGGAGUUAAAUGUGGUGCGGUCCAGGUUUCAGGAGCUGAUGGAGUGGGCAGAAAAACAACAGCCCAACAUUGCGGAGGCCCUGAAGCAGAGCCCCCCGCCGGAUACGGCUCAGCACCUCCUCAUGGAUCACCUCAGCAUUUGCAGUGAACUUGAGGCCAAACAGAUGCUCCUGAAAUCUCUCAUAAAGGACGCUGACAGGGUGAUGACCGAUCUUGGCCUAAAUGAGCGGCAGAUAAUCCAGAAGGCACUCUCUGAGGCACAGAGACACGUGAAUUGUCUUAGCGACUUAGUGGGCCAGCGACGAAAGUACUUAAACAAGGCCUUGUCCGAAAAAACCCAGUUCCUCAUGGCGGUGUUCCAGGCGACCAGCCAAAUUCAGCAACAUGAGCGAAAGAUAAUGUUCCGUGAGCACAUAUGCUUGUUACCCGACGAUGUGAGCAAACAAGUUAAGACCUGUAAGAGCGCGCAAGCCAGCCUCAAGACUUACCAGAACGAAGUCACCGGACUUUGGGCUCAGGGUCGUGAAUUAAUGAAAGGAGCCCCAGAGCAGGAAAAGAGUGAAGUACUAGGUAAGCUUCAGGAGUUGCAGAGCGUCUACGACACUGUUUUACAAAAGUGUAGCCAUCGGCUACAAGAAUUAGAGAAAAAUUUAGUUUCUAGGAAGCAUUUUAAGGAAGAUUUUGAUAAGGCUUGUCACUGGCUAAAACAAGCAGAUAUUGUCACGUUUCCUGAAAUCAACCUAAUGAAUGAGAGUCCUGAGCUUCAUACACAGCUGGCCAAAUACCAACACAUUCUUGAACAGUCUCCAGAGUAUGAGACUCUCCUGCUUACCCUACAGAGAACUGGGCAGGCCAUGUUGCCAUCGCUGAAUGAAGUCGAUCAUUCCUACCUCAAUGAAAAGCUAAAUGCUCUGCCCCUGCAAUUUAAUGUAGUUGUCGCCUUGGCUAAAGACAAGUUCUAUAAAGUCCAAGAAGCAAUUCUUGCUCGGAAAGAGUACGGCUCCUUGAUCGAGUUGACGACCCAGUCUCUGAGCGAACUUGAAGACCAGUUCUUAAAGAUGAGCAAAGUCCCCACGGACCUGAGGGCCGAAGAGGCUCUGUCUCUUCAGGACGGUUACAGAGCCCUUCUGGGAGAGGUGGCAGGCCUCGGGGAAGCCAUGGAUGAACUGAACCAGAAGAAAGAAAGUUUUAGAAGCACAGGUCAGCCUUGGCAGCCAGACAAGAUGCUGCAUCUUGUCACCUUGUACCACAGGCUGAAACGACAAACAGAGCAAAGGGUCAGCUUCCUGGAAGAUACCACCAGUGCUUACCAAGAGCAUGAAAAGAUGUGCCACCAGCUAGAAAAACAACUAGAGGCUGUGAAAACGGAGCAGUCAAGAGUGAACGAGGAGACCCUUCCUGCAGAGGAGAAGCUCAAAAAGUACCACUCCCUGGCAGGAAAUCUUCAGGAUCUGGGAAUUGUCCUAAAACGAGUGACCGUGCAUCUUGAAGAUCUGGUCCCACACCUUGAUCCCUUGGCUCAUGAGAAAGCCAAGCAGCAGAUCCAGUCCUGGCAAGAGGAGUUGAAACGGUUGACUUCUGCCAUCGGUGCAACGGUGACAGAGUGUGAGAGCCGCAUGGUGCAGAGCAUAGACUUCCAGACGGAGCUGAGCCGCUCCCUGGACUGGCUGAGGAGCGUGAAGGCAGAGCUACGUGGGCCGGUGUGCCUGGACCUGCGCCUGCAGGACAUCCAAGAGGAGAUCAGAAAGAUCCAGAUUCAUCAGGAGGAGGUACAGUCCAGCCUGAGAAUACUGAAUGCCCUGAGUAACAAGGAGAAGGAGAAAUUCACGAAAGCCAAAGAGCUGAUUUCUGCCGAUUUACAGCACACCCUUGCUGAGCUCUCAGAGCUAGAUGGAGAUGUUCAGGAAGCUUUACGCACCAGACAGGCUGUCUUAACUCAAAUAUAUAGUCAAUGUCAAAGGUAUUAUCAGGUAUCUCAAGCAGCUAACGACUGGCUUGAGGACGCUCACGAAAUGCUACAACUAGCAGGCAAUGGCCUAGAUGUGGAGAGUGCAGAGGAGAAUCUCAAAAGCCACAUGGAAUUUUUUAGCACAGAAGAUCAGUUCCACAGCCAUCUGGAGGAGCUCCAAGGCCUGGUAGCCAGCUUGGACCCACUCAUCAAGCCGACUGGAAAGGAGGACCUAGCACAGAAAAUGGCUUCCCUGGAAGAGAAGAGCCGGAGGAUAAUACGGGACUCGCAUGUGCAGUUAGAUCACUUGCAGAGAUGUUCAGCCCAGUGGCAAGAUUAUCAAAAAGCAAGGGAAGAGGUUAUCGAACUGAUGAAUGAUGCAGAAAAGAAAUUGUCUGAGUUUUCUUUAUCGAAGACUUCUUCCAGUCAUGAAGCAGAAGGAAAAUUGUCAGAACACAAGUCUUUAGUGUCACUAGUUAACUCUUUCCACGAGAAAGUUGUGGCCCUUGAGGAUAAAACUUCACAACUGGAAAAAACUGGAAAUGAUGCAAGCAAAGCAGCCAUAAGCAGGUCGAUGACUACUGUCUGGCAGCGCUGGACACGUCUCCGUGCGGUGGCUCAGGACCAGGAGAAGAUACUGGAAGAUGCUGUAGAGGAGUGGAAGAGCUUUAACACUAAGGUUACAAAAGCCAGUGAAAUGAUUGAUCAGCUGCAAGGUAAAUUCCCAGACAGUUCAGCAGAGAAAGCCUCCAAAGCAGAGCUCUUCACUCUUCUUGACCAUCAUGACACGCUCGUUCUGGAGCUGGAACAGCAGCACUUGGCCUUGGGCCUCCUGCGGCAGCAAGCCCUGAGCAUGCUCCAGGACGGAGCCAUGCCAUCCCCCCGAGGAGAGCCAUCCAUCGUCCAGGAAAUCACGGCCAUGCAAGAUCGGUGCCUGAACAUACAGGACAAGGUGAAGCAUCACGGGAAGGCUGUAAAGCAGGAGCUCGAGGAGCGAGAUGUUGUGGAGACUCAGAUCAACGCGGUGAAAUCCUGGAUUCAGGAAACAAAGGAAUAUUUGGGGAACCCAACCAUAGAAAUAGAGGCUCAGCUUGAAGAACUUCAGAUUCUCCUAACAGAAGCCACAAAUCACCGACAGAACAUUGAGAAAAUGACUGAAGAGCAGAAGAAUAAGUACCUAGGUCUCUACUCCAUCUUACCUUCUGAACUGUCCCUCCAGUUAGCCGAGGUGGCACUGGAAUUAGGAACUAUCUAUGAUCAGAUCCAGGACAAAGUAAGAGAAGUUGAACAGAGCAAAGCCAUGAGCCAGGAAUUCAGCCGUCAAAUUCAGAACAUAGCCAAAGAUCUCACAACUAUUCUAAGUAAGCUGAGAACGAAGACAGAUAAUUUAGCACAAGCUAAAACUGACCAAAAGGUGCUAGGAGAAGAAUUGGAUGGCUGUAAUUUAAAAUUAGUGGAACUAGAUGCAGCGGUACAGAAAUUCUCAGAACAGAAUGGCCAACUGGGUAAACCACUGGCUAAGAAGAUAGGAAAACUGAUUGAACUUCAUCAGCAGACUCUUAGGCAGGCUGAGAACCGGCUCUCCAAGCUCGGUCAGGCGGCAUCCCAUUUAGAAGAAUACAGUGAAAUGCUUGAUUUCAUUCUGAAGUGGAUUGAAAAAGCAAAAGUGUUGCUACAUGGAAAGAUUACAUGGAAUUCAGCACAUCAGCUUCGAGAACAAUACAUUUUACAUCAGAGCAUGCUAGAAGAAUCUGAAGAAAUCCACAGCAAUCUGGAAGCAAUGAUUGAGAAAUUACAGUACCUCGCUAGCGUGUACUCCACAGAAAAAAUGUCUCAGCAAGUGGCAGAACUGGGACGGGAGUCUGAGGAGCUGCGACAGAUGAUCCAAAUUCGUAUGCAGAAUCUCCAUGAUGCUGCCAAGGAUAUGAGAAAAUUUGAAACCGAGCUUAAAAACUUACAAGUUGCUUUGGAGCAAGCCCAGACAACCUUGACUUCUCCAGAAGUCGGACGUCUUAGUCUCAAGGAGCAACUUUCUCAUCGACAGCAUUUGUUAUCUGAGAUGGAGUCACUCAAGCCAAAGGUCCACACGGUGCAGAUCUGCCAGAGCGCCCUCCGGAUCCCCGAGGAUGUGGUCACCAGCUUGCCGCUCUGCCACGCGGCCCUGCACCUGCAGGAGGAGGCCAGCCGGCUGCAGCACACGGCCAUCCAGCAGUACAACAUCAUGCAGGAGGCUGUGGUACAAUAUGAACAGUAUGAGCAAGAAAUGCAGCACCUCCAGGAGCUCAUAGAAGGAGCCCACAGAGAAAUUGAGGACAAACCUGUGGCUACCAGUAACAUCCAGGAGCUGCAGGCCCAGAUUUCUCGACAUGAGGAGCUGGCUCAGAAAAUCAAGGGCUACCAGGAGCAGAUCGCCUCUUUGAACUCCAAGUGCAAGAUGCUGACGAUGAAAGCCAAGCACGCCACCAUGCUGCUGACGGUGACGGAGGUGGAGGGGCUGGCGGAGGGGACGGAGGACCUGGACAGGGAGCUCCUCCCCGCGACCUCGGCCCACCCCUCGGUGGUCAUGAUGACUGCAGGUCGCUGUCACACUCUGCUGUCACCUGUCACUGAGGAGUCUGGGGAGGAGGGAACCAGCAGUGAAAUUUCCUCUCCACCUGCCUGUCGCUCCCCUUCACCUGUGGCUAAUACAGAUGCUUCUGUUAACCAGGACAUUGCUUAUUACCAAGCGCUGUCCCCCGAGAGGUUGCAGACCGACGCCGCGAGGAUCCACCCCAGCUCGCUGCCCCCUCAGGAGUUCUAUGAACCAGGGCUGGAGCCCUCUGCUACUGCUAAAUUAGAUGAUUUGCAGCGUUCUUGGGAAACCUUAAAAAAUGUGAUCAGUGAAAAGCAGCGCAGUCUCUAUGAGGCCUUGGAACGUCAGCAGAAGUACCAGGACUCCCUCCAGUCCAUCUCCACAAAGAUGGAGGCCAUCGAGAUGAAACUCAGUGAGAGUCUGGAGCCCGGCAGGAGCCCAGAGAGCCAGAUGGCUGAACAUCAGGCCUUGAUGGAUGAGAUCCUCAUGCUUCAAGAUGAGAUCAGCGCGCUCCAGUCAUCGCUCGCGGAGGAGCUGGUGUCCGAGUCCCCCGAGUCUGACCCCGCAGAACAGCUGGCCCUGCAGUCCACGCUCACCGUCCUGGCCGAGCGCAUGUCCACCAUCAAGAUGAAGGCCUCAGGGAAGCGACAGCUUUUGGAGGAGAAGUUAAGUGAGCAGCUUGAGGAACAGAGACAGGAACAGGCUCUGCAGAGGUACCGCUGUGAGGCCGACGAGCUGGACCACUGGCUCUUGAGCACGAAGGCUACUCUGGACACGGCACUGGGCACAGCCACGGAGCCUAUGGACAUGGAGACCCAGCUGGUGGAUUGCCAGAACAUGCUGGUGGAAAUCGAGCAGAAGGUGGUGGCCUUAUCGGAACUCUCAGUCCACAAUGAGAACCUGCUCCUGGAGGGCAAGGCUCACACGAAGGAGGAGGCUGAGCAACUGGCUGUAAAGCUGAGGACCCUCAAGGCGAGCCUCCUGGAGCUGCAGAGAGCGCUGCACGACAAACAGCUCAACAUCCAGGGCACAGCGCAAGAGAAGGAGGAGAGCCAUGCCGACCUAACUGCCAGCCAGAGCCCUGGGGUCCAGGACUGGCUGGCCCAAGCCCGGACCACGUGGGCCCACCAGCGACAGAGCAGCCUCCAGCAACAAAAGGAGUUGGAACAGGAAUUAGCCGAGCAGAAGAGCCUCCUGCGGUCAGUAGCCAGUCGUGGGGAGGAAAUCCUCACCCAACACUCAGCUGCAGAGACCUCUGGCAGUGCUGGCGAAAAACCUGAUGUGUUAUCCCAGGAGUUGGGGAUGAAAGGGGAGAAAUCAGCUGCUGAAGACCAGAUGAGAAUGAAAUGGGAAAGCCUACAUCAAGAAUUUAGUACCAAGCAGAAGCUACUACAGAAUGUUCUGGAACAGGAACGGGAGCAAGUGCUCUACAGCAGGCCGAAUCGACUCCUGUCUGGUGUGCCACUAUACAAAGGAGAUGGACAGACCCAAGACAGAUCUGCAGUGACAUCUUUGCUGGAUGGAUUGAACCAGGCCUUUGAGGAGGUUUCAUCUCAGGGUGGGGGGACGAAAAGGCAGAACAUUCACUUGGAACAGAAGUUGUAUGAUGGGGUCUCAGCUACCUCUACAUGGUUGGAUGAUGUUGAGGAACAUUUAUUUGUUGCCACAGCACUUUUACCAGAAGAAACGGAAGCUUGCCUCUUCAACCAAGAGACUCUUGCCAAAGAUAUUAAAGAAAUGUCUGAAGAAAUGGAUAAGAACAGGAACUUGUUUUCUCAAGCAUUUCCAGAGAAUGGUGAUAACCGGGAUGUCAUUGAAGACACUUUGGGUUGUCUUUUGGGCAGGUUGUCCUUGCUAGACUCAGUAGUAAAUCAGCGCUGUCAUCAGAUGAAGGAAAGACUUCAGCAAAUACUGAAUUUCCAGAAUGAUCUGAAGGUGCUGUGCACAUCGCUGGCUGACAACAAGUUCAUCAUUCUGCAGAAACUGGCAAAUGUGUUUGAACAGCCUGUGGCAGAGCAAAUAGAGGCGAUACAAGAGGCUGAAGAUGGGCUAAAAGAAUUGGAUGCAGGAAUCAUUGAAUUAAAAAAGCGUGGGGACAAGUUGCAGAUUGAGCAGCCGUCCAUGCAGGAACUAUCCAAACUUCAGGACAUGUAUGAUGAACUGAUGAUGACCAUUGGCUCUCGGCGGAGUGGGCUGAACCAGAAUCUUGCACUUAAGAGUCAGUAUGAAAGGGCCCUACAAGAUCUGGCUGAUCUGCUGGAGACUGGACAGGAGAAGAUGGCAGGUGACCAGAAAAUCAUCGUGUCCUCCAAAGAGGAAAUUCAACAACUACUUGAUAAACAUAAGGAAUACUUUCAGGGCCUGGAAUCUCAUAUGAUCUUGACUGAAACGCUCUUCAGAAAGAUCAUCAGCUUUGCAGUCCCCCAGGAGACAAGGUUCCACACGGAACUGAUGGCACAGGCUUCCGCUGUACUGAAGCAGGCUCACAAGAGGGGCGUGGAGUUGGAGUACAUUCUGGAGACAUGGUCUCGUUUGGAUGAAGACCACCAGGAGCUCAGCAGACAGCUGGAGGCUGUGGAAAGCAGCAUCCCGAGUGUGGGGCUGGUGGAAGAGAGCGAGGACAGGCUCAUCGACCGGAUAACACUCUACCAGCAUUUGAAAUCCAGCCUUAAUGAAUACCAGCCCAAAUUAUAUCAGGUAUUAGACGACGGGAAACGACUGCUCAUAUCCAUUAGCUGCUCAGAUCUAGAAAGCCAGCUAAACCAACUUGGAGAACACUGGUUAAGUAAUACCAACAAAGUGUCUAAGGAGCUUCACAGAUUGGAAACAGUGUUGAAACACUGGACCAGAUAUCAAAGUGAAUCUGCAGAACUUACUCACUGGUUACAAUCUGCAAAAGACAGGCUAGAAUUUUGGACUCAACAAUCUGUGACAGUCCCACAAGAACUGGAAAUGGUCCGUGAUCAUCUAAAUGCUUUCCUGGAGUUUUCCAAAGAAGUGGAUGCCAAAUCUUCCCUGAAAUCAUCUGUUCUGAGCACUGGAAAUCAGCUUCUUCGAUUAAAGAAAGUGGACACAGCUGCCCUACGUUCAGAGCUGUCACACAUUGAUAGCCAGUGGACUGACCUGCUGACAAAUAUUCCCGCUGUACAGGAGAAGCUCCACCAGCUCCAAAUGGAUAAGCUGCCUUCCCGCCAUGCCAUUUCUGAAGUUAUGACUUGGAUUUCUCUCAUGGAAAAUGUUAUUCAAAAGGAUGAAGAGAAUAUAAAAAAUUCAAUAGGUUACAAGGCAAUUCAUGAAUACCUUCAGAAAUAUAAGGGUUUUAAGAUAGAUAUUAACUGUAAACAGUUGACAGUUGAUUUUGUGAAUCAGUCCGUGCUACAAAUCAGUAGUCAGGAUGUGGAAAGUAAACGCAGUGAUAAGACUGAUUUUGCUGAGCAACUAGGAGCCAUGAACAAAAGUUGGCAAAUCCUGCAGGGUCUCGUAACUGAGAAGAUCCAGAUGUUGGAAGGCUUAUUGGAAUCUUGGUCAGAAUAUGAAAAUGAUGUACAAAGUCUGAAAACUUGGUAUGAAACCCAGGAAAACAGACUAAAGCAACAGCAUCGCAUUGGAGAUCAGGCUUCAGUUCAGAACGCAAUGAAAGACUGUCAGGAUCUAGAAGAUUUGAUUAAAGCAAAAGAAAAAGAGGUGGAGAAAAUUGAGCAGAAUGGACUUGCUUUGAUUCAGAACAAGAAAGAAGAAGUCUCUGGUGUUGUCAUGAGCACGCUGCGGGAGCUCAGCCAAACAUGGGCAAAUUUAGACCACAUGGUUGGACAAUUAAAUAUACUGCUGAAGUCCGUGUUUGACCAAUGGAAUAAUCACAAGGUGGCCUUUGACGAGAUCAACAGUUACCUCAUGGAGGCUAGAUACUCUCUGUCCCGUUUCCGUCUGCUGACUGGUUCUUUAGAAGCUGUACAAGUUCAGGUAGACAAUCUUCAGAAUCUUCAAGAUGAUCUGGAAAAACAGGAAAAGAACUUACAGAGGUUUGGCUCUGUCACCAACCAACUGUUAAAAGAGUGUCACCCACCUGUGACAGAAACUCUUACCAAUACAUUAAAAGAUGUCAAUAUGAGAUGGAAUAACUUGCUGGAAGAGAUCGCUGAGCAGCUACACGCCAGCAAAGCCCUACUUCAGCUUUGGCAGAGGUACAAGGACUACUCCAAGCAGUGUGCCUCGGCGGUGCAGCAGCAGGACGACCGAACCAAUGAGCUCCUGAAGGCGGCCACCAACAAGGACAUUGCUGAUGACGAGGUUGCGACGUGGAUUGAAGAUUGCAAUGAUCUCCUCAAAGAACUGGGGGUAGUGAAGGAUUCCCUAUUUGUUCUGCAUGAGCUAGGAGAGCAGCUCAAGCAGCAAGUGGAUGCUUCAGCGGCAUCAGCCAUUCAGUCCGAUCAGCUGUCUUUGAGUCAACAUCUGUGUGCCCUAGAGCAGGCUCUUUGCAAGCAGCAGACUAUGUUACAGACUGGAGUUCUUGACUAUGAAACCUUUACCAAGAGCUUAGAAGUGUUGGAGGCCUGGAUAGUAGAAGCUGAAGAAAUAUUACAGGGGCAGGACCCUAGCCACUCAUCUGAUCUCUCAACCAUCCAGGAAAGGAUGGAAGAACUUAAGGGGCAGAUGCUACAAUUCAGCAGCCUGGCCCCUGACCUAGACCGUCUGAAUGAGCUUGGGUACAGGCUACCGCUGAAUGAUAAAGAAAUCAAAAGGAUGCAGAGUCUGAACCGACACUGGUCUCUGAUCUCCUCUCAGACCACGGAAAGAUUCAGUAAGUUGCAGUCAUUUUUGCUGCAACACCAGACUUUCCUGGAAAAAUGUGAAACAUGGAUGGAAUUCCUGGUUCAAACAGAACAAAAGUUAGCAGUGGAGAUUUCAGGCAACUAUCAGCAUCUUUUGGAGCAGCAGAGAGCGCAUGAGUUGUUUCAAGCAGAGAUGUUCAGUCGCCAGCAGAUUUUGCACUCGAUCAUUAUUGACGGGCAGCAUCUUCUAGAACAAGGUCAAGUUGAUGACAGGGAUGAAUUCAACCUGAAAUUGACACUUCUCAGCAGUCAGUGGCAGGGAGUGAUUCGCAGGGCCCAGCAGAGGAGGGGUAUCAUCGACAGCCAGAUUCGCCAGUGGCAGCGCUACAGGGAGAUGGCCGAGAAGCUGCGUAAAUGGUUGGUUGAAGUGUCCUAUCUUCCUGUGAGUGCUCUCGGAAGCGUCCCAAUACCACUGCAACAGGCAAGGACCCUCUUUGAUGAAGUGCAGUUCAAAGAAAAAGUGUUCCUGCGGCAGCAAGGCAGCUACAUCCUUACAGUGGAGGCGGGGAAGCAGCUCCUGCUCUCAGCCGACAGUGGGGCUGAGGCCGCCUUGCAGGCAGAGCUCACUGAGAUCCAGGAGAAGUGGAGAUCAGCCAGCACGCAUCUGGAGGAACAGAAGAAAAAACUGGCCUUCUUGCUGAAAGACUGGGAAAGAUGUGAGAACGGAAUAGCUAAUUCUCUGGAGAAGCUACGAACAUUCAAAAAGAAGCUUUCUCAGCCUCUGCCGGAUCACCAUGAAGAGCUGCACACAGAGCAAAUGCGCUGCAAGGAGUUGGAAAAUGCAGCUGGGAGCUGGACAGAUGACUUGGCUCAGCUGACCCUCUUGAAGGACACCCUCUGUGCCUACAUUAGUGCUGAUGACAUCUCCAUCCUAAACGAGCGCAUGGAGCUUCUGCAAAGGCAGUGGGAAGAACUCUGCCACCAGCUCUCCCUGAGGCGGCAGCAAGUAAGUGAGAGAUUGAAUGAAUGGGCGGUCUUCAGUGAAAAGAACAAGGAGCUUUGUGAAUGGUUGACCCAGAUGGAAAGUAAAGUUUCUCAGAAUGGAGACAUCCUCAUUGAAGAAAUGAUAGAGAAGCUCAAGAAGGAUUAUCAAGAGGAAAUUGCUGUUGCCCAAGAGAACAAAAUACAGCUCCAGCAAAUGGGAGAACGACUUGCUCGAGCCAGCCAUGAAAGCAAAGCCUCUGAGAUUGAAUACAAGCUCGGAAAGGUCAACGACCGGUGGCAGCAUCUCUUGGAUCUCAUGGCAGCCAGGGUGAAGAAGCUGAAGGAGACCCUGGUGGCCGUGCAGCAGCUAGACAAGAACAUGAGCAGCCUGAGGACAUGGUUGGCUCACAUCGAGUCAGAGCUGGCCAAGCCCAUAGUCUACGAUUCCUGUGACUCGGAUGAGAUACAGAAAAAGCUCACUGAGCAGCAGGAGCUUCAGAGAGACAUCGAGAAACACAGCACAGGCGUGGCCUCCGUGCUCAACCUGUGUGAGGUCCUGCUGCAUGACUGUGACGCCUGUGCCACAGACGCAGAGUGUGACUCCAUCCAGCAGGCGACGCGAAACCUGGACCGGCGGUGGAGGAACAUCUGUGCCAUGUCCAUGGAAAGAAGGCUCAAAAUCGAAGAGACGUGGCGAUUGUGGCAGAAGUUUCUGGAUGAUUAUUCUCGUUUUGAAGAUUGGCUCAAGAUUUCAGAAAGGACAGCUGCCUUCCCCAGCUCUUCCGGGGUCCUCUAUACAGUUGCCAAGGAGGAACUAAAGAAAUUUGAGGCUUUCCAGCGACAGGUGCACGAGAGCCUGACCCAGCUGGAGCUGAUCAACAAGCAGUACCGUCGCCUGGCCAGAGAGAACCGCACCGAUUCCUCCUGUAGCCUAAAGCAGAUGGUUCACGAAGGCAACCAGCGAUGGGACAACCUGCAAAAACGUGUCACCUCCAUCUUGCGCAGACUCAAGCAUUUCAUUGGCCAGCGUGAGGAGUUUGAGACUGCGCGGGACAGCAUUCUGGUGUGGCUGACGGAGAUGGAUCUACAGCUCACGAAUAUCGAGCAUUUUUCUGAGUGUGAUGUUCAAGCUAAAAUAAAGCAACUCAAGGCCUUUCAGCAGGAAAUUUCACUGAACCACAAUAAGAUCGAGCAGAUAAUUGCCCAAGGAGAGCAGCUCAUAGAGAAGAGUGAGCCGUUGGAUGCCGCAGUCAUCGAGGAGGAGCUGGACGAACUCCGGCGUUACUGUCAGGAGGUCUUCGGGCGCGUGGAGAGAUACCAUAAGAAACUGAUUCGCCUGCCUCUCCCAGAUGAUGAGCAUGACCUCUCUGACCGGGAGCUGGAGCUGGAUGACUCCGCAGCUCUCUCCGACCUCCACUGGCGUGACACCUCUGUGGACGGCGUGCUUUCCCCCCAGCCUUCCUCCAACCCCUCCCUCUCACUCGCCCAGCCCCUGCGGAGCGAGCGGUCGGGACGAGACACCCCUGCCAGUGUGGACUCCAUCCCCCUGGAGUGGGACCAUGACUAUGACCUCAGUCGUGACCUGGAGUCUGCUGUGUCCAGAACGCUGCCCUCUGAGGACGAAGAGGGUCAGGAUGAUAAGGAUUUCUACCUCAGGGGAGCUGUUGGCUUAUCAGAUGUAAUGAUCCCCGAAAGUCCUGAGGCCUAUGUAAAACUCACAGAAAGUGCAAUCAGAAAUACCUCUGGAGCUCCCAGUGCCUUAGAGUCACAGAUCCGACAACUGGACCGAGCCUUGGAUGAGAGCCGUUUUCAGAUGCAGCAAACUGAAAAUAUUAUCCGCAGCAAAACUCCCACAGGACCAGAGCUAGACUCCACCUACAGGGGCUACAUGAAACUGCUGAGUGAAUGCAGCGGCAGUAUCGACUCCGUGAAGAGACUAGAACACAAACUGAAGGAGGAAGAAGAGAAUUUCCCCGGCUUCGUUAACCUGAAUACUACGGAAACCCAAACGGCUGGUGUGAUCGACCGGUGGGAACUCAUCCAGGCCCAGGCCCUGAGCAAGGAGCUGAGAAUGAAACAGAGCCUCCAGAAGUGGCAGCAGUUCCAGGCGGACCUGCACAGCAUCUGGACGUGGCUGGGGGAGGCGGAGCAGGAGCUGGAGCAGCUGCGGCGCCUGGAGCUCAGCACCGACAUCCAGGCUAUCGAGCUCCAAAUCAAAAAGCUCAAGGAGCUCCAGAAAGCUGUGGACCACCGCAAAGCCAUCAUCCUCUCCAUCAACCUGUGCAGCUCCGAGUUCACCCAGACCGGCAGUGAGAAGAGCCAGGAUCUGCAAGACCGCUUGUACCAGAUGAACGGGCGCUGGGACCGGGUGUGCUCGCUGCUGGAAGAGUGGCGGGGCCUGCUCCAGGACGCGCUGAUGCAGUGUCAGGAUUUCCAUGAAAUGAGUCAUGGUUUGCUUCUUAUGCUGGAGAACAUUGACAGAAGGAAAAAUGAAAUUGUCCCUAUUGAUUCUAACCUGGAUGCAGAGACACUUCAAGACCAUCACAGGCAGCUCAUGCAAAUAAGGCAUGAGCUCUUGGAAUCCCAGCUCAGAGUGGCCUCACUGCAAGACAUGUCUUGCCAACUCCUGGUGAACGCUGAAGGCACAGACUGUUUGGAAGCCAAAGAAAAAGUCCAUGUAAUUGGAAAUCGGCUCAAACUUCUCUUGAAGGAGGUCAGUCGUCACAUCAAGGAGCUGGAGAAGCUAUUAGACAUGUCAAGCAGUCAGCAGGAUUUGUCUUCCUGGUCUUCGGCUGAUGAACUGGACACUUCGGGAUCUGUGAGUCCUACUUCUGGAAGAAGCACCCCAAACAGACAAAGAACGCCACGAGGCAAAUGUAGUCUCUCACAGCCUGGACCCUCUGUCAGCAGUCCACAUAGCAGGUCCAUAAAAGGUGGCUCCGAUUCCUCCCUUUCUGAGCCUCGGCCAGCUCGGUCCGGCCGAGCCUUCUGGUUCAGAGUCCUCCGAGCGGCUCUUCCGCUUCAGCUUCUCCUGCUGCUCCUCAUCGGGCUCACCUGCCUCGUGCCGAUGUCAGAGGAGGACUACAGCUGUGCCCUCUCCAACAACUUUGCCCGAUCAUUCCACCCCAUGCUCAGAUACACAAACGGCCCUCCUCCGCUCUGAACCAAGCAGACGUCAUCUGCAGCGGUGCUGGUAGCAUAAGGAGGGUUUGGCCAAAAGUGAUCCCAAGCUACCAAAAACGGGACCCGAAUCUUGGCGAAUGCCCUCGGUGCGGCAGCUUUAGCCCUCCUCUGUGUCCCAUGGGUGAAAAUCAUGGCUCCAAAGGUGGAUGGUAAACAAGGACAGGAGGAGAGCAGACAAACUCUGAACCUCAGCGAUAAAGAGGUUGAGGACCUCCAACGUUCUCUGGACGCAUGAAUUCUGGGCCAUUGGCUCAUCCUAUGCACACCCAAGACAUCACUAGACCGAGCAGCUCUCCCACGGCGCUGCUCCGUCCAUUCAAUAAAGGACUCUCCUGGGAGCCAUGUUUGCAUCGAGCAACCUACCAACCAACCAACCUACCAACCAGUGCUGACGAGAUUUUAGAACCUUGUAACAUACAGUUUUUAAGAGCUUAUAUGGCACCUUUCUUUUUACCUUGUUUCCUUUGGGGCAUGAUAUUCUAACCUUUGCUUUAGAAGCACAAGCUGUAAAUCUAAAGGCACUUUUUUAAAGGUAUAAAGAAAAACUGGAUGUAAUAAAUAAGAUCAUGAAAGGCUUUAUGUGGAAAAAAAAGUUGAAUGUUACAGUCGAAGAAAAGUUAUUUAUGUAUGUACAGUUUGCUAAAGCCAAGUUUUGUUUGUAUUGAUUUCUUUGCAUUUAUUAUAGAUACUAUAAAAUA